Messenger RNA from Nerophis lumbriciformis (worm pipefish), 1196 nucleotides. RefSeq names its product basic helix-loop-helix family, member a15 (gene bhlha15). The record is from RefSeq and is a predicted model, not a curated record. Gene Ontology annotation, cellular component: nucleus. Gene Ontology annotation, biological process: sensory organ development; positive regulation of transcription by RNA polymerase II; axon development. Gene Ontology annotation, molecular function: E-box binding; protein dimerization activity; DNA-binding transcription factor activity, RNA polymerase II-specific. NCBI's taxonomy places the organism in Eukaryota, Metazoa, Chordata, Actinopteri, Syngnathiformes, Syngnathidae.
UGACUGCGCAUUCUCUGUGAACAGAAAGUUGAAUAAAGGCCCGUUGAAGCUGUGACAUCUUUGGAGGGCUCGGUAAAGAAGCAGGAUGAAGUCCAAAGGAAAAGCUGUGAAACCAACCUGGUCUGACCCAGAGCAGGAACUUGAAGCAGACACAGAACCGGAACCUGGCUCCAGCGAGCAGGAAGGCUCCGAGGCCUCCAUGCGGAUCGGCUGCUCCUGGAGAGGUUCUUUGCGGAGCCGGAAGGGCAAGCGCCAAGGAGGUUCUGGGGGAGGUCGUCGGCGCCGGCAACACAGCUCCACUACAAAGGAGCGCAGCAUCCGGCGACUGGAGAGCAACGAGCGGGAACGCCAGCGAAUGCACAAACUCAACAACGCCUUCCAAGCGUUACGCGAGGCCAUCCCGCACGUGAAGAUGGACAAAAAGCUGUCCAAGAUCGAGACGCUGACACUGGCAAAGAACUACAUCAAGGCCUUGACCUCCAUCAUCCUGGACAUGUCGGGAGCCUGCCUGCCUGCUGGCGAGGUCCCGUCAGAGGCCAGCACCGCCAAGCUGCUCCAGUGCUAUCAGCAGCACCUGGAAGAGGAAGGUGAGGAGGGUCUGACCCAGUAUCUCACCCACGUGCACAGCUUCAGCCAGCACAGCUAGCAGAUCAGGAGGACUGGUCUCCGAGCAGGAGAUGAGCGUGGACUCUUAGGAGCCAUAUGACAUCUAGUUCCUGCAGAUGCACUGCUGUGGAAUCCAUUCAGGACAGAGGUAUUCUAAGGAACCCAGUUGACUUUCUGCAGCACUUAAACUCAACAAGUGGGCUGCUCUUCAUGCAACAGACAGAAUGAAGGGUGAACUUAAUUUGGAAGGGCUAAAUAUUUGGUCUUUAUCUAACUUUUCGGUUUGGAAGCCAGGAUUUCUUCCUCUCCCCUUUUUUGUAAUUGCGUGAUCUUUUUAGUCCGUUGAAGGAAAAAAAAAACCUGUUGAGCAUAGCCUUCAGCCACAACUGCUGAAUCCAGGAAGAGAACACAGAAUGAAGAAGUGUUUGCUCAUCAUGAAGAUGAACUCCCAUAAAGCUGAGAACACAACUGACUCGUCUGACUUGUCUGCAAAGAUGUUGUUUCAACAAUCGGGUUAUUUGUAAUGUCCAGAGGCAGGACAUUGUACUGAAGAUGAGCUAUCAAUAAACAUGUGUAUUUAUUGACUGGUA